Messenger RNA from Petromyzon marinus (sea lamprey), 9891 nucleotides. The record is from RefSeq and is a predicted model, not a curated record. NCBI's taxonomy places the organism in Eukaryota, Metazoa, Chordata, Hyperoartia, Petromyzontiformes, Petromyzontidae.
GGCCCGCCGGAGAGAUGCCGCCCCCGUUCAUGGCCCACCACCCGCCGCCGCCGCCGCCGCCCCCGCCGCCGCACGCCAUGUACACCGAGCAAGCGCCGCUAUACCUUGCUCAGCCUAACGCCCAUAAAACCACCUCCUUUAUUCGCAAUCCAAUUAAACCGCUUCUACUCUUCGCACCAGAAGCGAUACCGCCCCCGCUGAGGCCCAGCUACUACCAGGACCGUCUCAUCAGCGGCAAGCCGCACGGCAAGAAGCUGGGCAAACCGGAGCGGCUCGGCGGGGGAGAGAGGAUGAGCAAGGAGGGCAAAGCGACGGGGAGCAGCCCGCCAAACUCUCCGCAGAACGGCGGUAAGCCAUCGGGCAGCAGCUCCUCCAGCUCCUGCACGCCGUCGGGGUCGCCGCCGGGGUCAUCGUCCUCCUCUUUGUCCUCGCUGGCCCUGUCCUCGUCGCCGUCGUCGUCGCUGUCCUCCUCCUCGUCGUCGUCUCCGCCGCACAAGCCCGUGCACGCCGGGCCGCCGGGCUCGCCGCGCCAGGGCGGCCACCACGGGCACCACCACGGCCAGCCGCCGUCGCACCAGCCGCACCAGCACCAGCCGCACCACCACCACCACCAUCACCACCACCAGCAGCCGCCGCCGCCGCUGCUCCACCAGCUGCAGCAGAGCCACCACCCGCUGACGCAUCACGGCAUGCCGCCCCCGCCGCCGCCCCACCACCACCAGCAGCAGCAGCAGCACCAGCAGCACAAGGCGGCGCAGCAGCCGCUGUCGGCGUCGCCGGCGCACGGCGCGGUGAUGAACGGGUGCUCGCAGCGCGUGCUGCCCUGCAACGGAGGCAUCGCGGGAGGGCGCAGGACGGACAGGCGGUCGCGCGGCAGCCCCCGGCACACGGACGGCCAGGACGCACACUGCGGUGAGACAGAUGUGGAACUCAGAAAACCGCAAGACGCCGCGAGUUCCAUCGGAAGACCGCAGGUGACGAACGUGCAGGCGCGGUCGGCGCUGCUCUCCUGGUCGCCGCCGGCUCCUCCGCCCAUCACCAACGGCCACCGUCCUUGCCCCGGCGGGGGCGGAGGGGGCUCCCCGCUGCACUCGCCGCCGUGCCCCCGCCGCUACGAGGUGUCCAUCUCGGAGUCGGGCGGCGCCGGGGCCUACCAGGUCAUCUACAGUGGAGAAGACCGUGAGAUCUGCGUGCGGGACCUGCGGCCGGCCACCGACUACCACGUCCGCGUGAGCACGGUGUGCGCGUCGGCGAGGGGCUCCUGCUCGGACUCCGUGGGCUUCACGACGCACGGCUGCGUCCCCGACACCCCCGCGGCCCCCCGACUCACGCAGCGUAACAAGACGUCACUCGUGCUGCACUGGAAGGCGCCCUUGGACAACGGCUCGAAGAUCACAGGAUACCUGCUCGAGUGGGAUGAGGGCAAGCGGAGCAACACGUUCCGGGAGUGUUACUCCGGCUCGCAGAAGCAGUGCCGGCUUGGCAGCCUGCAGCCGGCGCAGGGCUACACGUUCCGGCUGGCGGCACGCAACGACCUGGGCACCAGUGGCUUCAGCGAGGAGGUGUGUUUCCAAACGUCGGGCAGCGCGCCCCCGUGCCCCGCGCCGCCACGGCUGCUCCGCGCCUCGCCGUCCUGGCUCAUCCUGCAGUGGGCCCGCCCCCAGCACGACUCCUCGUCCGACGGCGCGCUCUCCUACCUGCUCGAGAUGGAAGAGGAGGAGGAGGAGCAGGAGGCAGAAGAGCGGGCGGCCAGGGAGCGAGGCGGCGGCGUCGGGGAGGCGGACGUGCCGAUCUGUGGGUUCCAGGCGCGGUACACGGGCACGGAGCUGAGCUGUACGGUCAGAAACCUGUGCCGUGGCUCCCGCUAUCGAUUCAGGUUGUUCUCGUGCUCGGUGGACGGACGCAGCUGCCCCAGCGACGUGGUGACGUUCAGCACGGCGCCCGACCGGCCCGGCCCGCCCGCCCGGCUGCACGCUCGUGGCGACGCGACGGCCCACGGAUUCACCGCCGCCUGGGAUCCACCCAAGGAGAGCGGCGGUGCGGACGUGAUGCGCUACCAGCUGGAGAUGGCCGAGGGCAGCGCCAGCGCAGGGGUGGCGGGCGACUGGCGCGUGGUCUACACUGGUCUGGACCGUGAGCACACGUUCACCACGGCCUCCCCGGGCUCCCUCUACCGUCUCCGCGUGACCUGCGUGACCGCGGGCGGCACCAGCCAGUGCUCCGAGCUGCUCGCCGUGGAGACGCCGGCGGUGGCGCCUGGCAAGUGCUGCCCCCCCGACCUCGCAAAGGCCCCCGAGCCCGAGCAGCUUCACCUGCGAUGGGCCGCGCCCGGCCACGACGGCGGGGCGCCCGUCAGCUGCUACCGCCUGGAAAUGCGGCCCGCGGCGCCCGUCUCGGAGGACGAGGAGGGCGACGACGGCGACGACGAGGACGGCGGCGACGACGGCGACGACGGCGACGACGGCGAGGCAGAGGAGGCGGCGGAGGGGCAGCAGAAGCAGCCGGCGGAGGCCGGAGCGGCGGAGGGGACGGACGACGCGGCGACGGCGGCGUACGUGGGCCCCGACACGGAGUGCGUGCUGGAGAGCCUCCUGCCGGGCCGCGUCUACACCGUGCGCGUGCGAGCCACCAACUCCGCCGGGCACGGGGAGUUUUCGGAGUUCUCCGAGUUCCGGACCGCAGCCUCGUGCCCCGCACGCUGCUCGACGCCCGUUGUCACCUCCGUGCACGCCACCUGUGCCUCCGUGUGCUGGGAGGAGACGGAGUGCAAUGGAGCGGAGUGUUCCGAGUACCGCCUGGAGUGGCGCGGAACUGGGGAUCUGUUCCGUCCCGUCUACUGCGGCCUCCAACGGAGCUACGAGGUGCACGGGCUGGUGCCUGCCACGCACUACUACUGCCGCGUGCAGGCGGUGAAUGCGGUGGGGCCGGGUCCUUUCAGCACCGAGGGCGUCUACGUGACUCCGGCCUGGGUGCCUGGCGCGGUUCCGUCACUCCGCCUGAUGGACCCAGAGGAGGAGAAGUUGGGGUCUGCGGAGGGAGCGCCGCUGGAGGUUGAGUCCCAGGCUUCACCACCCUCCACCUGCCUAUUGGCCGGCUGGGAGGCUCCGCCCUCCAAUGGCGCACCGAUUCUGGGAUACACCCUACACCUGAUUGGCCGAGGACAGAUGGAGGGGGAAGGGUCAGCGGAGAAGGCGUGGCCGCUGCUGUCUGUCAGGGGCGGAGCCAACACACGUCAUGUGAUACGAAACCUGCAACCGGACACCGAGUACAGCGUGCGCGUGCAGGCCGUGAACGCGCUGGGCGCGGGGCCGCUGGGAGCCCGUGCCGUGGGCCGAACGAGGCCCCAGCCGCCGGCGCCUCCGCGCCUCGAGUGCGCCCCGCCGGGACCCCACAGCCUCAAGCUGCGCUGGGGCGAGAGCCUGGGCCGCCCGGCCACCGGGGGCGCGGCCGCCGCGGCCGUGGCAGUGGCGGCGGGAGGGUCGAUCGCGGAGCCCACGCACUACGUGCUGGCCAUGGAGGACACGCAGGGCAGACUGACCGUCCUCUACUCGGGGCCCUGCCACACGUACAAGGUGCAGAGGCUGCAGGAGAGCACCGAGUACAGGUUCCGCAUCCAGGCCUCCAACCAGGCCGGCCGGGGCCCGUACUCCGAACUCCACAGCUUCACCACCGGCAAGGCCAUCCCGCCCGCACCGAAAGCUCCACGUGUGACUCAGCUGGAGGGCAGCCGGUGCGAGGUUUCCUGGGAUCCCGUGCCCCCCAUGAGCGGUGACCCCCUCCUCUACUGCCUCUACCUCCACAGCCCACGUGAUUCCGAGUACAAGCAGGUUUACAAGGGGAUGGCUACCUCCUUCCAGAUCCCAGGCCUCCACUUUAACAGCGAGUACAGGUUCCGCGUGUGCGCCUCGCGCCAGAGUGUCUGCACCAGCAGCGGGGGCGACCCCCUGGCUGCUCCCACACAGACGGAGCUGGUCGGGCAGCCGAGCCCCUCGGCCAGCUUCGUGCCCCGCCGUCCCGAGGCUGCCCAGUCAGGCGAGCCGCUAGGCCUCGGUGAGGCCGCGGGCCCUGACCAAUUUCAAAAUGGUGACGAGCGCUUCGCGGCCCUCAUUUUGCUGGGGUUCGGAGCAAGCUCCCUCUUCAUCGCCUUCAUCAUCCAGCUGCUCAUCAUGUAAAUCCCAACGGGUCAGCUUGAUGUCGGAGGGAAGAUUCCACCAUGUUUGUUUUGGUAUGACAUGUUUUUUUCACCCCAUAAACAAACCAAUAGACCGUUCUUAUUUUUCCGAUCUCGCACGCAGAAAGGUUGAUAGAGCUUGGCCGGUUUUCGCCGCCGCCACGGACUCAAAACUGACUUUGCGUUCCGCUACCUUCUGCGGUGUAGGGUCAGUUCCGGAGGUCGUCAUAUUCCGUUUGUUGUAGCGAUUUUUUUUCCCGUACUUGCGUAACCUUGACAUAAUUCCACAAAAAUGCUGUACUCGUUUUGGUAGACGCGGAGAGCGAUUUCGAAGAGAUGUGGAUGCCACGACCAAACCAAUGCUGACUCGCCUUUGUAAGAACGGUAGGAUGCUACGCUAUGCAAAUUUAAGAGGAAAAAUAAAAUGUAAAUCCGCUAGAAAUCUUGAGAGCAACUGCACGAUGUUGUUAUUUCCAAGCAGCAGUAGCCUCGUCCGAAAGAGCCGCGGUAAUACCAGUACAAGAUUGGCACCUCCAGUGGUGGGUUUUUCGAACGCGUGGGGGGUUUCGAGGCCACCCGUGUACGUACGCUUUGCUGCUUUCUUCGUUUAAAAGUCGCUCUCUCGCGGUGAUCGUUUAAUGAAAGGUGUCGCGGUGGCGAGCGAAGCGGCCUCCGCAUGCGACCUCUGCCUUGUGCGGCUGUUUUAUAAGUUUUUGAACCGACUGUAAAAAGGAGGGCACGGCAAAAGAUGAUAACGAUGAAUAUGCCUUGGCAUAAACAAAAAAAACCUAUAGAUAAUAUCAAGUGCCUGACUGCAUAUCACGUCGACGUAUAUGCGUCUGUAAAUCAGAUGAUAUUCAGUGGGAAAGCUUUAUGUGGUGAUUACCGUUAUUAUAUAUACUUGCAAUGUCAGUGGUGCCUUGUUUGAAAAAAGAGAGGGGCCGGAAAAAGACACAACAAUAAAUGAGGGGGGACGGGGGGGGGGAAAGAGAACUAUGAAAACUAGCCUGCACAUUUGAAUUAUUAUUUGAGGUUGUGAUUUAUAUUUUUUUGCGGGGGGGGGGGGGUCCGGGGUGGGAAAAAGCACUUUUUAUGUAGCAAGCUAUAGAACUGCCAGUGAAUGUGAGCUCGCGUCGCGAUCUGGGUGUGUCCGCCGCCCCUUGUGACCAAAUUGGAAGGUUCCCCCAUCUGGGGGUGAGGAGGUGGGGAGGCUUCUUGAACAAACACAAAAAUUAAGUCAGGAUUUGAGGCGGCAUUAAUUCCAGCCUUGGUGUAACUUUGAGAUCGCACAACUGGACUCUGCCAAGACACGUGGGUUGCUAACAUUCAGAGCAUGAACCUUUUUAUUUUUUCAACGAAAUGCUGUUUUUUUAAUUGUAUUGCAAUUUUAUGUUUAUUUUUUGCCUUAAUUAUAUAUGGCAGCAUCCUUUUCUAUGUAUACUGUUCCAUACAGGUAAUUUUAUUGCAUGUCACGUUAAAAUCGAUAUUGGCUGUUUUAUGGAGAAUUAUGAUAAUGGUAAAAACAUAAGAGCCUUAAUGAUAAUAAUACCCUGGAAAUCCUUGCAAACGAGAUGCUCCAUCUCAAGGGAAUAACCCAGGUGAAAUAUUUUAACUAAAUGAAUAAAAAAAAAAUUACGUAUAGCUUCAUAGUGUGCAAGUACAUGGCGAAUAUGGAUUUCAAGAUGGUACAACGUUUGUUCCUGAUUUUCAUGGUUGAUCUUCAGCCGGUAGCAUGUCACGGCAAUUUGUAUUCCAUCGUUUGUAAAAGGGCUGUGAACUCGUAGUUGCUAGCUAGCUUGAGGCCUCGGGGCUGGUUGAGGCCUGAGCCAACGGGGUGGGGGUGGGGGCUACGCAGGAGAGGCCUUAACCAAAAUAUAGUGGCAGGUGAAAUGGUAUCGUAACACAAGAGGAAACUUUUGCAAACUCGUUGCCAAAAUCCCUCGUCUUGUUGCUCGCCCUUCCUCUAUGCAUUUUAUUAACUGGUAUUUCUGUUUUUAACUAUCAUUUCUUAAAGUCGAGUAUUUAUCCUGCAAAAGAAUGCCGUCGGCAACACGGCGGCGGUUUGCUUGGACAGAAAGGCGCUCUGCUAAGAAACACUCGACAGAACAUGCUGUAAGUUUCUCGUAUAUUUGCACAGCUGCUGGUCCCAACACUAGUUCAUUAAACCACAUUUUUGGCACAUUUUUUGGCACAUUUUUGGGCCCUUUUUUUACAUUCAUCUAUAUAUGUAUCCAGUAUUAAACGAUGUCGCUUUUGUUUUUUUUUCGUUCCGUUUAUUUUUUAUAUCCUUCCCUCUUUUCUUAUAUUUCUAAUUUUUGUUGUUGUCGUGCGUGCGUUUGUUUUCUCAAGUCAAACAUUUCAAGCUUUGCACCCCCCUCCUCCUCAUCCCUCUCCUCCCCCAAAGGUCGUUACUGCCACGUUGAUCGAGCGGAGUCGUAUUCCUACCUAACGAGUUGUCGAGUGGGGGGGUGGUUAGCUCUGGUUGGAGAAGCGAGACGCCAAUCGCGGACCGCGUGCGUAAAUCACUAUUCGCUCACGAUGAAUAUUAACGUCUUGAUUGCUGCUAAAUCUUAAAGGCUUCUCGUUUCCCCUCGCCGCCCCAAGAGCGUCGUGUCAAGAAGACCGAGCCGAGCGCUGGCUUCCCCGUUUGUCUCCGAUGUCAAGCUUUAAGUAUGGAUGCGAACGCGAGAGGGAGGGUGGGAAAAAAUCCAUUUAUUUUCUUUAAGGGCUAAAAUACAUUUAAAAAAAUACCAUCUCUUUACCAAAAAACGAAAAAAACUGCUGGGACAACACGUUGCAUGUCUCGGUAGAAAAAAAAUGUGCGCAUCAAAUAAUUGUGUAUCCGUUUUUUUCUUCUGGUUUUUUGAAUGCAUGCUGGUCGAGGUGUUGGCGAGUGCAGUGGCGGUGCGGGCGCUUUCAUUCCGCGUCCGCACCGCCCUCCCUCCAACGCUCGCACGUUCACACGUUCACAAAACAACAGCGGCACGAAGGACCCUCUUUCCUCCCCCCCCCCCCCCCCCCCUGCGUCUGCAUCACUUAACCGCUCGACUUUUUUUUUCGAAGCUCAACCUCUCGUGUCUAUUUAAGUUGUUGCCGAAGCUGUCCCCCCCCCCCCCCCCCCACGAUGCCGGUGCCUCGUUGAAACCGGUCGAUGUUGGAAGAAUGCUUGCCAAAGUGUAUCCGAGUGUAGCUGCUUUACCGAUGGAUUUACGGAAACGUUAUGGUGCUUGAAAAUGAUCCCCUCUCCUUCCCCCUUUGUCCCCCUGAGCUGAGCCAAUCUACUGCACAUUUACCGCGUGGCUUUGCAAACGGUUGGUCUUGACGAACGGAGGAAAGUCAUUUGGUGGGUGUUAUAUAUAUAUAUAUUUUUUUGUUUUACUUUCUAACAGAACGGCUUUGGCAACGCGCGUGCGGUCCGACCGAGCCGUGUAAGGAGGGAGUCACAACAGCCUGUCUGUCUGAGCGCGGUCCGUGUGCGGCUGAGCGGGAGGGCGAGCGAGUACUCCCAUGCACGUCCGUGUGCGUUUGGACGGCUCUUUUUUUUGUACACUUGUACGUUUUUUCGGCACAGGCGUAACAAAUAAACAAAAAUAAACACUUUUAAGAAAAAAGUCGCGCCAUACAGAAACGCAAGCGCGUAGCCUCGCGUCGACAAAGUCUGCAGCGAGGCAAAUGACCCAUGGGGACCCCGCAGAAGCAGCAGAUACAGGGCUGCUGUGCGCGCGUUGUCAGUGGCAGGUGCACGGUCGGUGUCAAAUCGUUCAAUGUUUGUGGGCGCAUCUUGAUGACCCCCCCCCCUCCAUUUAGAAUGUGACCGUAAGGCUCAAUUCUUCAAAUCAAUGAACACCGCACUCGAGACCAUUUACUUGGGCGUCUGCGGAACUUCCCUGCAACUGCGUGGGAUGGGGGGGGGGGGGCGUUAGGAGGUGGUUUGGGAGUUGCAAUCAGGUGCGGAGUGGGGAGGCCUUUGGAGAAGAUCCUGCGUAGCGCGCACGACCCCGCAAGGCGAAAGCGUCACAGGUUCAAGGUGCGUUGCUCUCCGAGCAGGAGUGUUGGCACCAUUACCUCUCUAAACAGAACAACAAACCCGAACCCGUCACUUUUUUUAAAAAAAAAAUCCCAAAUGAAACACCAACAUCCAAUAUUAAGUUGAGCUCUUUAUUAUUAACAGUGCAAUUUCGUUUUGUUUUAAGUUCCACAUUUUACCGUUGCUGUUUUAUUCUUUGUAUUUAUUGUGAUUCCGCUGAGAGAACAAUGAGAGAGUGGCGUGCGUGCGAUUUGCUAAUUUGUUACGGUUUUAACUUCUCGUAGUCUCCUAAGCUUUCCGCGAGUUUAAACUUAAAGCCUCAGGCGGCGACAUUAGUCUAUCUAUUCCACGUAGCCAUUUCUUCUCGUCGUCGCUUCUCUGUCAUUAUUAUUCCUUCGGGGGGGGAACCUUCGGUGCGUGUAAGACAUCGCUCAUUUACAUCAUCUACAGACACACACAAAAACAUAAUUCGCUUUGAAAUUGUACGUGUAGACAAUGUUUACAGAUGGCAUGCAUUUCAUUUGGCCGAUGUAAGGGUUCGGGUGAAAACGGCCAGUUGUGCCUUCCUAUUUGAACAUGCUUGCAGAAUCUGUUAAUCCAGCCCAUUGCCCUCCUAUCCGUAAAGCUUUCGCUUGAGGGGACAUAUAACAAACAAACAAAAGUAAAUAUAUAUUUUGUACCUAAAACUUUAAACAACAAAAAAUUACGACAAAAAAAGAAGUGAAUUUAUUUAGCUAAAAGUAUUUUCGUAAAACAUUUCGCACGGUUAAGUCACAUUUCCAGAUCGUCAUCAGCAAUUAAAGUAAGGCCUUUGUUUUUUUGUUGGGAAAUUAAGUUGCAAUUUUCUUAAAUUUCGUUUUGUUUGUACGCAGAAUCAAGGUGCUUAAUUGUGCUGUGGAUAAAAAUGUUCAUGCCAACGUUUGAAGAAGGGCAAGUCGCUCGUUUUAAAUGUUUUAUUAAGUUGGAUUUUUCUUGGAGUGACUAAUUGAAAUUGUUAACGGGGUAAUCAAAACGGAGCUGAUUGAAAAAUUAAUCUGUCCGUUGGUGCUGUCGGGACCGUUGUAUUAAUGUCACGUGGAGAGUCUCUGCGAGGGACUAUUUUACAUUCCAUUCAAAAGUUGAUUUUGUUUUAACCGGGCGAGAAAGUCGGACGCGGUCUCUCGUCGGCUAAACCGAGGGGGGUGGGGGCAAUGACCCCUCCGUGACCCCCCGUGACCCCCCGUGACCCCCCGUGACCCCCCGUGACCCGCUUUGCAGCGGCUGCCGUUCCGUUUGAGAAUUCACGGCAAGACGGCAGCACCGCGUGGCUUCGUCGAGGGGACGGACAAUUGUCAACACCAAUAAGCAGCAGCAGCAGAUAAGACCGCUGUUACCUCAUUAACCGCGAACAUUCCAGCGAUUAACACAAACAUUUAAUUAAAUAAGUAAAACCAAAACGACCACCCAACUCCUAUUAAACGCUUUUUCGCGAGAGGCUGAUCAUGGCACCCUCCACCAGUAUCGGGACGCUACAUGUGACGCGCAAGUCGAACCUUGCAGUCUUAACAUACGUAUUGCUGCCAUAAUAAUGUACCAUAUAGAUCCUGCAAAUAAUACUUUUUAAGUAUGUAUGUAAGACGUUACCUUUAUCUGUAGCUAAUAUAUGUAUAAAUAUAUAUUGUUAUCAUAUCAACAAUAAAAGUUGUAUCGAGAA